Messenger RNA from Momordica charantia (bitter melon), 1403 nucleotides. RefSeq names its product Chaperone DnaJ-domain superfamily protein. Lineage: Eukaryota; Viridiplantae; Streptophyta; Magnoliopsida; Cucurbitales; Cucurbitaceae. The record is from RefSeq and is a predicted model, not a curated record.
UUCAUUCACUGCCUGGACUUGGAGGAGCAGAAGAAAAUUUCACGAUUGCUUCCGUUUAUCACCGGGCUCCAUCACUGUUCUUCUUGCUCACUGGAGCCUCCAUUUGGGAUUUUAAUUGUUUGGUUUCCAGAUGAUGAACGGUGGCGGCAUCAAAACGGCGCUCCUCAACUCCAAAACCGAUUGUUUUGGGUUCAGAACCGCUUUCUUUCACUCUACGCCUGUCCUUGACCGCAAAAGACGCAAUCAUUGGGACUCUAGAUGCAACCAUUAUACAAAGAGUUAUAGAAGGAUUAAUGCAAAACAAACAUUGCUGCGCAAUGUCAGUGCCUAUGCUGACUUCCUCUUUCAGAGUUGGCACGAUGAGAGUGAAGCGAAUGAUCCUUCCUCGAGCAGAGGCACCUCUUGGUUUAAAAGGCAGUACUCAUUGAGGGGCUCUAAAAGAGACAGGACCAACCAGAGACCACGGUGUUGGAGCAGAAAUUUUGAGUUUACCGAAGAUGAUCCCGAUGUUGAGACCGUCUUCCGAUCUGCAUUUGGUGGGAAUCGGUUUUACUAUUGGUCUUUCAUUAAUGAAGAGAAUCCUCAAUGGAGGAGCUCAACAAAUUACUCAAAUAACUAUGGGAGAUCCUGGAGCUGGCGAAAUCGGGUCGAUGAAGACUAUGAUGACUCUUCUAAUGAAUACGAGGAUUCAGAGGCAAAUUUGGUGACGCAUAGGCUUGCUCUCGGACUAACAGCGUCUGGUCCACUCAAACUUGAAGAUGUUAAAAAAGCGUAUCGAACGUGUGCACUGAAAUGGCACCCAGAUCGUCAUCAAGGAUCCUCCAAGGCAGUGGCGGAGGAGAAGUUCAAACUUUGCAGUGUGGCAUAUCAAUCCUUGUGCGACAAGUUGGCAGUAAAUUAGUAAAUUAAGGAAGGCAUCUUCUUCUUAACCCUCAUCUCCAUCCAACAUAUCGCAGUUCAUUUAGGACGUUGCCAUACAAGUAUGAACCUUCUUUCUUCCCAUCUUGAUCUCAACAAUUUUCUUGAUAUCAUGUUUGAGUUGUCAUAUCUGAAGUUUUGGUUUUUCUACUCUAUUCAUUAUUGUCAAGUGCCUCGGGUUCCGACUGUUUUAAUUGACAAGAGAACUAUCUAUUGUGUCGUUUUAGAUGUGAGAGCAUCCAUAAUUAUAGUCUUGCUAGUAUUCAUCUGUAAGAAUUGUAAAAGUUGCAGUUGUCUGUAAUUGUAUCGAACUUGUUAGUUUCUAACAUGUAUGAGACUCUGAAAUAAGAAUAUUAUGGAAAGUACACCUCUAGACAUUAGAUAUCACACCUUUGCUUCUCUAAUGGUGUGUAAUUCUUCAGUUGAAGUUGAAAAAGGAAGGAUCUUGCCAGUAAACAGAAUAAAGUGAAAUAUGUUAGAAAUUC